Centropristis striata (black sea bass) is the source of this 1695-nucleotide messenger RNA. RefSeq names its product tripartite motif-containing protein 16-like. Gene Ontology annotation, molecular function: protein binding; zinc ion binding. The coding region runs from base 1 to 1695 and encodes 564 amino acids. The transcript has a single exon. The record is from RefSeq and is a predicted model, not a curated record. NCBI's taxonomy places the organism in Eukaryota, Metazoa, Chordata, Actinopteri, Perciformes, Serranidae.
AUGGCACAAAGAGAUGAUCAGCUCAGCCAGGGAAAGCUCUGCUGUUCCAUCUGUCUGGAUCUACUGAAGGAUCCAGUGACGAUUCCCUGUGGACACAGCUACUGUAUGAGCUGUAUUCAAAGUCACUGGGAUGAAGAGGAUCAGAAGGAAUCUUCCAGCUGUCCUCAGUGCAGACAGACCUUUGGAUCGAGGCCUGUCCUGGUGAAAAACACCAUGUUGGCCGACUUAGCGGAGGAAGUGAAGAAGACUGGACUCCAACCGGCUCCAGCGGAUCACUGCUAUGCUCGACCUGAAGAUGUGGGAUGUGAUGUCUGCACUGGGAGAAAGCGGAAAGCUGUCAAGUCCUGUCUGCAGUGUCUGGUCUCUUACUGUGAACAACACCUCCGGCCUCACUAUGACUCCCCUGCCUUUAAAAAACACAAACUGGUUGAUGAUUCUGCAGAUCUUCGGGAAAACAUCUGCUCUUGUCAUGAUGAGGUGAUGAAGAUUUUUUGCCGCACUGAUCAAAAGUGUAUCUGUUAUCUGUGUUCAAUGGAUGAACAUAAAGGUCACGACACAGUUUCAGCUGCAGCAGAAAUGACUGAGAGGCAGAAAGAGGUCAGGGUGAGUCAACAAGAGAUCCAGCAGAGGAUCCAGAACAGAGAGAAAGAUGUGAAGCUGCUUCAGGAGGAGGUGGAGGCUGUCAACCGCUCGGCUGAUAAAGCCGUGGAGGACAGUGAGAAGAUGUCUACAGAGCUAAUCCAUCUCAUCAAGGAAAGAAGCUCUGAUGUGAAGCAGCAGAUCAGAUCCCGGCAGAAAACUGAAGUCGGUCGGGCUAGAAUCUUUCUGGAGAAGCUGCAGCAGGAGCUAGCUGAGCUGAGGAGGAAAGACACUGAGCUGCAGAAGCUCUCACACACAGAGGACCACAUCCAGUUUCUCCAGAAAUACCCCUCACUGUCAAAUCUCACUGCCUCUAAUGUGUCAUCCAGCAUCAAAAACCGUCCAGUACGACAUUUUGAGGAUGUGACUGCAGCUGUGUCCGAGGCAAAAGGUAAACUACUGGAAAGUUACAAUAAGGAACUGAAGAAGAUCUCAAAGAAAGUGACUGAGGUGGAUGUUUUACUGCCGCAAAAUCCCAAGACGAGAGCGGAUUUUUUACACCAUGCAUGCCACAUCGAUCAUCUCACACUGGAUCCAAACACAGCAAGCGUGCAGAUGUCAUUAUCGGAAGAGAACAGAAAAGCAACACUGAUUAGUGAUGAACAGUUACAUUCUCCUCACCCGGACAGAUUUGUGACCAAGUCUCAGGUUCUGUGUAGAAAAUGUCUGAGUCGACGUUGUUACUGGGAAGUGCAGUGGAGUGGUUCAGGAGUGUCAGUAGCAGUCGCAUACAAGACUAUUUCCAGAAACGGAGAUGAGAGUAUAUUUGGAAACAAUGACAAGUCUUGGGCUUUAGAGUGUGCGGACAAAGGUGCAUAUAAUUCUAGUUAUAAUUUCAAACAUAACAGGGAGAAAACUCCCAUCUCUGGCCCUCAGUCCUUCAAAGUAGGAGUGUACCUGGAUCACAAUGCAGGUAUUCUGUCCUUCUACAGCGUCUCUGAAAGUGAAACCAUGACUCUCCUCCACAGAGUCCAGACUACGUUCACUCAGCCUCUCUAUGCUGGACUUCGUGUUUAUCGUUUUAGAUCUACAGCUGAGUUUUGUAAUAUCAAGUAG